AUGGCAAAAGGGAAAAUGAACAAUUCCCGACCUCCUGAACCCCGCACCUUAGCAGUUCCCCUUAAUCAAUCGGGAUCAGGAGAUGAUACACCUUCCCAACAACCUACUAAGGAGGAAACCCCUGAACGAACCCAUCAAACACCUGCGGGAAAUGAAAACAGUCACUUACUGGAGUCGUCUGCUUCUGACAACCAAAACCCCGACACUGCUGCCCUACGAGAAGAAAUACGCAAGAAAGAGGAGGAAUAUGUCCGCUUAAAACUACAACGAAGAGACAAAGAGCUAGACGAGCUCAUUGCUGCAGAGCGAGCCAAGCUGGAAAGGGCCACACAACCGCAAGGACAACCGGAAAAUAAAGUGCAAGUUGUGUGGUCACGUGAUGAAACGACCGAGGUUACGAACCCUGUGGGCAAUGCAGCCAUACCACCAAGCCGGCCAGCAAUGACGGACCUAUAUGAGGGACGGGAUAUGACGGAAUACCGCACCUUUCUAGCCCGAACCAGAAACCACUUUAUUAGAAACAGCUAUUACUUUACAAACGAUGCGGUAAAAGUGGCUGACGGCGCGUCCUACCUCUCUUCAAACUUACUCCUACUAUGGGAGGAAUAUCACGAAGAGUUGCGGACACCACCUAACUGGGAAGAAUUCACCACCUUCCUACUUCACCAGCUAAAUGAUCCAACUCAUGUCUUGCGGGAAGCCAAGCUUAAAUAUCAAAAUGCUAAACGAAAACCAGAGGACUCCGUGCGGGAAGCCAAUCUUAAAUAUCAAACUGCUAGACAAAGACCAGAGGAUUCCGUGCGGGAAUUUGUGCGCUAUAUAAGUAAAUGGGAAUCUCAAUUGCCCGAGCCCUAUACAGAGCGCCAGCGCAAAGAUCACCUGCGGGCAAGUAUAUUAGAUGAGAUUCGCAUAGAGUCAUUAAAAUAUCCCAACGAACCCGAUACCUACGAUGGAUACGUGGCACACCUACAAACAAUCGAAGACCAAAUCCCGAGCCGAGGAAUCCAACUUACUGCAGCUAGGAAGAACUCGCGGGGUUCGAAUCAGCAGAAUACAAGAGAUAACCGCAGUUUUGCACCACAGGUGAAUAUCAGGGGGGCCUUUGCGAGCCGAUCCCGUGGAAGUUUUAGAGGCAGAGGAGGAAAUGCAUGGGGAAAUGCGGGACAGAACUACAAGAAGAGGGAAUUCUCCGCAACAUUUGAUAAGAACCAGUGUGCAAAUUGUGGAGCUUACGGCCACUGGACUGGAAACUGCCUGAAACCCCCGCAAAAGAGACAACACUCCGAGGGUCAAGACAUGUGUCGACGGCGUCUAGUGCGGCAAUUCCUCAACCGUGGGGUGCAGGGUCGAGAACUAUACGAUACACGCGCACAAUUGGCCCCUCUCCAGCCAAGUGAAUCCCAGAUUGAAACCAUCCUUCGCCCACUGCGUCUGGAGUCCUUCCAUCGCUUCGCUGUGUUCACAACUAUUGAAGAAGGAGGCCUCUGGAGUAGUGGUGCAUUUGGGAAGAAUUCUCUUAUUUUCAAUGAUAAAGAGUUAUUUCAAACUGCCGACCUAGCUGGGAUGCUAGACAUCUUCCCAGAACGUGUUACAAAUAGCUGGGCCGUUGAGAAUGUGGCCAAACGAGAAUGGGCAUUGUCCCGAAUCUUAGGACAUGCGAAAGCAAGUGAGGCCGAUGCGGAAUGGGUUGAAGCGAAAGCAAGUUGA
Aspergillus tanneri is the source of this 1707-nucleotide messenger RNA. RefSeq lists its product as uncharacterized. The transcript has 4 exons. NCBI's taxonomy places the organism in Eukaryota, Fungi, Ascomycota, Eurotiomycetes, Eurotiales, Aspergillaceae. Gene Ontology annotation, molecular function: nucleic acid binding; zinc ion binding. The coding region runs from base 1 to 1707 and encodes 568 amino acids. The record is from RefSeq and is a predicted model, not a curated record.